Molecule: messenger RNA, 5397 nt
Organism: Cuscuta europaea
Lineage: Eukaryota; Viridiplantae; Streptophyta; Magnoliopsida; Solanales; Convolvulaceae
Source: the annotation of a GenBank genome assembly
GUUGGCAGUGGUCAACCCCAAAUGAUCACUAAGCUUCGUCAUGAGUGUUCAAAUGAAGAAAGAAGGAAGUACAACAUUGACAAUAUAGCCAAGGACAUUCUGUACAAGGCCAUUGAUGACAAGUACUUCACAAGGAUCAAGAAGUGCACCUCUGCUAAGGCUAUCUGGGACACACUUACCCUGAUAGGAGCUGGUGAUGAGCAGGAGAAAGAUAACAAGCUGACCAUUGCUAUGAAGAAGUUUGAGGACUUCAAGCUUCUACCCUAAGAAUGCAUUGCUGAAAUGUAUGCACGCCUGCUCACUCUCACUAUUGAAAUUUCAGAACUUGGGAAGGACUUGAGUCCCAAGGAGACCAACCUGAAGGUCCUCAGAGGUCUACCUUCACCCUGGAAGAUGAAGGUCACUGCCAUGAGAGACAGCAAAGAUCUCAGAACCUAUAGCACUGAGAAACUCAUCUCUGAUCUCAAGUCUUAUGAGUUCGAGAUGAGUGAAGAAGAGAAAGAAGAAGUUGAGGACAGAACAACUACUGCCCUCACAGCCAGCACCUCACAAGUAAAUAACUUUUACCCUUCCACACUUUUAACUGACGAAUAUAUGGCUGUUUUUGCCAGGAAGUUCAGGAAAUUUAUGAAGCCCAAGGAUGGCAGAAGUCCAUCCUCUAGCCGAAAGCCACACCAGAAGACCAAGUCUUCAGAAAGCAGUGGAGAGCUUCUCUGCUACAAUUGCAGACAACCUGGGCAAUUCAAAGCCAACUGUCCACACCCCAUAUUCUCCAAAAGGCAAGGCCAAGAAGGAGAAAAGAAGUAUGAACACAGAAGGAGGAAGGCACUCAUCACUGAGCAACCAGAGAAGGAUCCCCUCUCUGAGACAGAGUCUAGUUCAGAAUCAGAAUCAGAUGAGACAUUCUGUUGCCUGGAUACAGAGACUGAAGACCUAUGCCUUAUGGGUCAAUCUGAUGAUGAGGUAUCCUCUACCUCUGCUUCUAGUUUUGCUUCGGUAGGCAAAGCUUUUGAUUCAGAAUCAAUGUCUGAAUUUUGGGAAGAGUUUCAAGCCAUCCAAACCACUUAUUCCUCUGUCAAAGAAGAAAACAGUAAGCUGAAAGUUGAGAUCGUUGACUUAAGAAAGAAGGUUGAAACCAAAAUCAAUCUUCUCAAUAAGGAAAGAGAUCAGCUGGAAGCUGAAAAUGUUUCUCUUCUAAAGAGAGUAAGAAAAAUAGAGUCAAUUGAGAUCAAGUAUAACACCUACCAGAAGGCCCAGUAUUCAAUGGAAAGGUUACUACUUGGCCAACAAAUUGGCAUUGGUUUUGGUCUUAGUUAUGUCUCAACAGAAUGAGGUGAGCCUUCUGUAAUGCUUAGCACCAGAGGUGCUCAAGCAGACAAUGUCAUAGUGCCACUGAUUUCUAGCCCCAUCUGCCAAACUAGUGUAUCUGAUACCAAGGUGGUUCAUGAGGAAGUGAGACUAAAAAAACAAAAGAUAAAGGUUCAACCCAAACAAGUUUUGAAAAACAAUGAACCUGGUAGAAAACCUAACAACAGAAAAUGUUAGUCCCUGUUUCUGUAACAGCAAUGAAUAAUCGAUCUAACAAGGAAGAUUAAACGUAAAGAUGAACACAGAAUGAAUCACCGUAAAACAAAGAACUCCAUACAUCUCCCCAGGCAAAGACAUCCAUGAUGCACUGGAAGAGGCGGUGAUAUACGACAAAUGGCCGAGAAAAUGGACAGAAUGGGAUGAUCUCCGGGUUGAAGCCGAGCAAGAGGACAUGCAAAGAAACUGGUGGCUACGAGAGCUUAUUAACAAAUGCUCUGAAGAUAUCAUUAGGCUCGAGGACGAUGAACGCAAGGAAGGGGAGAACUACAAGGAAUCCCAGAAAGCUCUUGAAUCGGUCGUAAGACAAUCAGCGGGAAGACUUCCCAAGACAGAGAAACCCUGGGACAACGUUCGAAUCAAAGCCCCCUUCCAAGAAGAAAUCAGAGAGCAUAUCUGGCGUAGACCAGACAAAGUCAAGCCACUGAACGAACUGAAGCUAAGAGGCCUUACACACUUGAAAGGAAAACAGGCUGGAGGUCAUCUGCAUAUGUUGCUGCAAAGGUCAACCGGUACACAGAGAGAACUGAUGGAACAAGAUCUGAAGUCGAAUAUUCUCCCGAUUCAUCAAAUUCUACAAGUGAAAGCUGAAGACUAUCAUGGAGUAACAUUCUACACUUUCAGACUUCAACGCACCGAUGGGAGCGAAUUCACUUGUCAAGAGAACGACUUCAUCAUGCUGAAACCGGAUGACAUCUACCAAAUGCUCAUGGUCUACAGAUACCUUCCAGUCAGGCAAAACAUAGUAUACAACGAAGGCCUCGCAGCUAUCAAGAGAUUCAUGCUUAGACAGAUCCGAGUACACUCCUCACAUGACCUACAAAUGGCUAUUGAAUGCAAUCUAAAGAAGACAAAUCUGACAAAGCCAAAACAGUAUGACCAGAACUUGAAGACUUCCCAGCCUAUCACAUCUUCUUCAAACCGCCAGCAGUCACCUACCUGAACCACAAGAACGAAAAGCGUCUGAUGGUAGUCAGUGAAAUCGAGAAAUACUGCGACGGAACACUGAAGAUAAUCAGAGAGCAGAUUCUACAGAUGAAGGCAAAGCUGGAAGAAAAUCUUCAAAAGGCAUCGUCUUAUAUUCAAAAGGAACACUCUACUGUAGAGACAAUUUUAAAGGCCAUUGACGAUCGCCUCGAAAAGAGAAAUAUGCUAAGACAGUAUGAACAUGCAUUCGGAUUAAGGAAGCACUACUUCAAAUCACAGAAGCAAUAAGAGGAUGACGCUUGAUCACAAAGGGGGAGAUUGUUGAAGAUAUUUUAUUGUGAAUCAAGUUGGUCAUAGAUUAGCUUUAUAUUUAAUCCUUGUAUUUAAAUAGUGCAUAAAUUAGAUAGAAAUCAGGCCAAGUGUUAGGCCCAUUUAAACAGGCCAAAAGCCUGUUUCGCCUAACCUAAACCUCGCCUAUAUAAAGGGAGCCGAGGUUUAGGUAAAGGUUGAACGUCGUACUUAUUAUUCAUAGCCUUACGCUUAUAUCAUUCUGCUGUACGUUCCACGAUUUAUCAAAGAAGGUUUUACGGUGAUUCAUUCUGUGUUCAUCUUUACGUUUAAUCUUCCUUGUUAGAUCGAUUAUUCAUUGCUGUUACAGAAACAGGGACUAACAAUUGGUAUCAGAUCCGAUCGAGAACGAUCAGAAGAACUCCUGCAGAAUACUCUGUUUUUGUUAACGUAGUUCAUUCUGUCGAUUUUUUGCUCUGUAAUUUUGUUUCUUGUUCAAAAGUUGUAAAAGUUACACCUUUGGAAUCGCCGUUUCAAAGCGAUCAAAGGGUAUACUUCAGUUUGUGUUUUACGCAAUUUUUGAUUUCGAGAUAUCUCGAGCUAGGCAUCUCGACAUCCUACUUCUUCACAGGUUCUGCUACGUUUUUUCGAGCUGAAAACUUUACCAGAAGAUCUCGACAUUCAACUCUACAGGAAACUAUCUUCAGAUUUUGAUUAUCUGAUUUUUACAGGUUGAAAGAUUUCGACAUUGAGGAUUUCGACAUCUAGGAUUUCGAAAUCUUGAUUUCGAGAAAAGGUUUCGACAUCUGGUCUCGACAUUUGACUCAUCAGAUUAAGAUUUCGAGAGAUUAACUUCUCGACAUUUCAAAUCUCGAGAUCAGCAUCUCGAAAUUUGAAAUCUCGAGAUCCCAAAUCUCGAGAUCCUUAAUCUCGAGCCCAAAUCUCGAUACCGGGCCUCCAUUAUCGAAAUCUGAGAUUUCGAUUUUCAGAUCUCGACAUCUGAUUUUUCGAGAUUCUGCCUCUGAAAAUCUUUUGAUCAAUUUUCUCGAACGGUCAGUUUAGAACAACAAUGGGUUCAGAAUACAAUGCACAAGGGAACAGCAGUACCCCUCCUAGCCUCAGGAAGGGAGAAUACCAAAUGUGGAGGAACAGAUUUUUAAACUUCCUCGAGCACAAAGAGAACUCUUCUGCAAUGCUCGAAUCUUUACUUGAAGGACCAGCUGAACUUUUAAUUUCAGUUGGUGGAGAUCCGGAGAACAAUCCUCCUAUUUUUCCAGAAAUAAGGAGAAAAGUGCCAUCUGAAUACACAGAAGCCGACAAGCUCAGACUUCGUGGUGAUCUUAUGGCCAAAACGUAUCUCCUUCAAGCAAUACCGAACGAGGUUUAUGUUCUCAUAGAUAGCAUGCAGACAGCUAAGGAGAUGUGGGAUGAAAUAGAGAAGCUGCUACAAGGCACAAGCAUCAGCCUCAAAACAAAGAAGACUACAAUUCUCAUCGCUUAUGACUCCUUCAAAGCAGGACCAGGAGAACCAUUGAAUGAGACUUACAAUAGACUUGUUCAACUGGUAAAUGAACUCAGAAAGAUCAAAGUAUUCAGGUCCAAUCUGGAACUAAAUAUUAGAUUCUUAUCCAGCCUGCAUCCUGCUUGGGAAUAGACAGUGAAGGAUGUCAGAUCACGGAUAGAUCUGGACGAAAUUGACCUCUGCACACUCUAUGAACAUCUGAAGCAAUUCGUCAACGAGGUUGCAUGCGCUGAGGAUCAUCACACCACAAACCCCUUAGCUCUUGUAAUGGAUGCUCAGCCUAGAAGGACAACCACUUCACUAAAGAAGAAAAAGAAGAAGGUGGUGGUUGAAUCAGAUGAUGAUGAGAGUGACGAUGACAAAUCUGAUCUAGAGGCUGAGCUAGCAGACUUACAGAAGAAGAUGGCAAUGCUGGCCAAAAGAUUUGCAAAGAAGAACACUUCCUCCAACAGACUCAGAACUUCCUCCUCAAACUACAAGCAGAAGAACCAUGAUCAAGGAUCUUCUAGGAAGGCAUCAUCGGCAGAAGAAGCUCCUAAAUGCUAUAAUUGCGGCAAGCCUGGACAUGUGAUCAAAGACUGCCGCCUCCCAAAGAAGAAAGAUGCUAACUUCUACAAGCAGAAGAUGCUGUGGAAUAAGCAGAAAAUGCUGAUGGUACAGAAAGAAGAAGAAACCUCUGCCAUGAUUGCUGAAAAUGAGAACUGGGCAGAAGAUUCUUCUGAGGAGGAGGAAGAGGAAGACAACUAUGCUCUUAUGGCACGAGUGGAGGGAGAUGAAAUAAAGGGUGAUGCUGCGAUCCCCGAAGGCAACUGCUCAACAAGCUCUGGAAUGAAGUGAAUAAGGAAGGAGAAGAGAAGAAUGAGUGGAGGAAAAAGAGGAAGGAAAUCGCAGAAGGCAAAAAGAAAGUUUUUGAGAAAAGUGCCAGCCCUAGAUCUAGUUCAAUUUUUUACUCAAAAGUUAAUUGUAAUUUUGUCUCUACAAAGCAAACUUCUAGUAGUUCAGUCUUGAGUCCCAAGCUGAAUAUUUCUGAGACAUCUUCUAGACAAAGUUCUAUUUUUAAUACAAGUGUUGCUUAU